Colius striatus (speckled mousebird) is the source of this 6274-nucleotide messenger RNA. RefSeq names its product interferon gamma receptor 1 (gene IFNGR1). Gene Ontology annotation, molecular function: cytokine binding; cytokine receptor activity. The record is from RefSeq and is a predicted model, not a curated record. The transcript is spliced from 7 exons. Gene Ontology annotation, cellular component: membrane. NCBI's taxonomy places the organism in Eukaryota, Metazoa, Chordata, Aves, Coliiformes, Coliidae. The coding region runs from base 255 to 1625 and encodes 456 amino acids. Gene Ontology annotation, biological process: type II interferon-mediated signaling pathway.
GGUGUGGCCAGACCGGCCGGCAGCACGGGUUCUUGGAGGGGCGCGGAGGUGGGUGGUGGGCCCAGAGCUGGCGGCGCCGACGGUGCCCCACCCGGUCCCGUGACCGAGCGCCGCCGGGGUUGCGGUAGGGCCUCCGUCACUGCCUCCCUGUCGCCACCGCGUCCGUGCCGCCGCCGCGCGAGAAACUGGAGGGGAAGCGACGGGGCCCGCUUUUCGUCCCGGAGAGCGAGCCUUGGGGCCGCGGCGGUGGAGCCAUGUCCGGCUGUGUUGAGCUUCAACCCCUCGCCGCUCCUGGGAGCUGCGGCGGGUUGUCUCGCCGAGGUUACCCGGUACUCGUUGAGCUCUCUUUGGGGCUUGGGAGACUAAACUUUGCUGUGGAAGUGAUCCAGAGACAUGCAGUGCCUUCACCAUCGCAGGUUGUGGUAACAUCUGAAAAUUUCAAAACUAUCGUUCAUUGGCAGUACCCACCCACGUCUGAAACACCUCGUUUUGUUGUGGAAGUAAAAUCUUACCUUUCAGGUUCCUAUAAAAUUGUCUCAACUUGCGUGAACAUUUCAGCUCAUUUUUGUGAUGUCUCAAAGGAGAUAGAUGACGUCUUUGACUCACACUGGUUUCAAGUUAAAGCUGUUGUUGGAUCACAAGAGUCUGAGUAUGUUGAGACAAACGAAUUCAUUUUGCAAAGACAUGGAAAAAUAGGACCACCAAAGCUGAAUCUCUCAAGGCAUGGCGAUAAAAUCAUGGUUGAUAUUUACCAUCCUGCAUUCCCAUCUAUGGAGUCUCUUCCUUUAAUCGGGGAUUUAGAGCCCGUGUACUCAGUGACUUUUUGGGAUAGUAAAAAUCAGAGUAAAGAAGAGUUCUCUGAGCUCCCUGAAGACAACUGUACAAUGUACAAAUGUAGCUUCAUGAUCCUGAUUCCUGCUGAAGGUUCCACUUACUGUGUUUCAGUGAAGGGCAAAUUAUAUAAUGGUCUGAUGGCUCUUGCCCCAUCAGAAGAAAGCUGCAUUCAUGUUCAUCUCAAGCAGAUAUCGAGCAUAACAUAUAUCAUCGUUCUGUGUAGUGUUAUUCUGAGCCUGAGUCUAAUUUUGACAACGUAUCUUUGUUGCAAGAGGCUAAAGAAGAGGAACAUAAAAUUGCCUAAGUCUUUGGUCGCUGUGAUACGAAACCUGAACACAGACAUCCUUCCUGAAUCAAAGUAUGUAUCUGUAGUAAGCAUCAUGCCAGCCCAGUCAGCAUUGUCAGUGAUGGGUGAAGAAACCUGUGUGGAGGUAGAGCCAGAAGAAGAAGCUGUUAGUCCUGAGAUUUCCAGUGAAAAAGCAUCUUCUGUCCCUCCCCUAGAGUCACCAGCCAUAGCAGAAGAGGUGUCUGUGCAGGAAAGCACAGAGGAAGCAUCUUCUGAUGAUGAACAGAAUCACAAAGUAAAAGAGAGUUAUUUCACUUCUAGUAGCCAGAUGGAUGUGUGCAGUAACUCUUCAGGUCCAGAGGUUUCUGCCCCAGAAAUACAACAAGCAACCAUCCCAAGCAGCAGUCUCAAGUUUUCUGGCUAUGACAAGCCUCAUGUUCCAUUAGAGAUGUUGAUAGAUGUUGGUGAAGAACAGCCUGUGAUUGCUUACAGGCCAACUGACUAACCAGGAUAUCUGAAGUGUUUAACCAGAACUUGGGGAGAAUUGCAUUAUUGAAGAUUGUGGGAACUCUGAGUUAUGUUACGAACAUCUACAAGUUGUACUUGUUCUGAUCCAACCAGAAUAACCAAUACACAACUUAGUACGGUAGGAUCCUGAAAUGAGACUGAAAGUAGUACGUGAGAACAGCAUAAAAACUAGGGGGAAAAUUCAUAAAAACUACUUUUAGAAGUGUUUGUAUGACGUAACAGCUUACUGUUUUCUGUUUGAAAUAGCUCUUUUUUUUUAACAAUGCUCUGUGGAGAACAGAAUUCAUGAAGGAGUAUAAAACAGCAAUUGUAUUGUUAUUCCCUUCUGCUUCAAAUCCUUUUCAAAUUAGAUUAACAUAAUGCUUAAGGAAGUCCUUCAUUUGGUUACAAUAGCAAUGUGAAAGAACUAUUUGACAGUGUUUUGCCUUUAUUUGGGGUAUUCUGUUCUUUUUUUCUCUAGAAAAGUAUUUUUGUAUUAAACAGAGUGCUACUAUUUCUUCUAAGUAAGAAUAUGCCAAUAACUUUUUCUUGUAUAUUUUAAGAAUUUGAUGUCAUAGCCAAGAACCACCAAUUUGUAGCCUUUUCUGCAAGUAGAAGUAUGUACUUUCAGGACCAUUACUCUGUACGUUUCAGUGAGUAAACAGUAGCUAUUUUCUGGAUAAAUCCAAUAUUGGCAUGCUAGCUGGUUGUCACUGGAAAAAAAAGUGUGUAAUGGGUGGUUAUACACAUUCUUCAGAAAAUGCUUUAAAAUUUCAAUAGCUGCUGUUCCUCCAGAGCAUUUUUAUCCUAAUUCUUAGAACAGUAUGACUUUUUAAAUUGGAAAUCAUCAAGACUUCUUUCAAACAGGUUUUCUAGGAGGUUGAAAAUGGCAACCAUUUUUCUUCUUUUUUACAAAAACUGCAGGAAUUCAAGAACUACACCAAAUUACAUCCCUCUAAAAGUACAUCUCAAUAUAAAAGUAGCAUGAUAAUUUAUAGUUCAUAAGUUAUUGUCAUCUGACAGCCCUCUAAGUUUUGUAGCAUGCGAUUGCAGUUUUCAAAGUUGAAGGAUGAAGAUUUUUUUUUUAAUAUUAGAACUUUUGCAUCUAAUGCCUGCAAUCCCAGAUCCCUUUCAUCAGGAUUUGAUGGGCGUUUUCUCCUUGUAGGAAGUGUUUACAAUAGUUCUUAAUUAAACUUAGUUCAGGGAAAAAAAAGGAUGUUCUACAGACACAAGGUAGUGUAUUUAGACAAAAUUAUGUCUUUGUUUUAAAAGAUGGGUUUUGUAGGAUUAUCAGAAGUGUUUACAUCUUACAGCAGGUGGUUUUAAAGGAAAACCAGUGUCAUAGUACUUCUGUCCUCAGUGACUCGAAUAUUCCUAAGCUGAAGUUGGUUUAUACAGCAGUUUCUGGACUACUUCCAUUCCUGUGGAUAGCAGACACUAACCACAGAGGUGCAUACUCAUUUCCCAAAGAUAUAAAGACAAUAGCCAUUUUUUGCCUUCUCACAGGAAGAUAGUGGAUCUUUUAGCAGGAAUUUUAGGAAAAGCCAAUCCAAACAGGUGAACUUUGUAGUUAUGGUGUAAUGAAAAGCCCAACUAGUAUGUGUUACCUAGCUUUGAUUUGUUUCUGUAUUAUGCUCAAAUGUAAUGAGACCCCCCAAUAAUCGUUUCAGUGUCAUUUUCUGGGUAGAAUUCCUAGAGACAAUGCUGGUGCCUUACUGCUUAGGAUCCACUAGUAUGUAGAUGUCUUGGAGAAGUGCAGGAAGAACUCACUUGGUGUUACAAGAAGGAUUUGAAAAUCAAAAUUAACUUGCACUUGAAACUUUAACUAAACUGGCUUUUCAUUUAAUAAUACAGAUCAUCACUGAAGCAUGCAUUUGGCACUCUGUCUGAUAAGGAGAUGAACAGUUGUGUUUUGCAGAGCUUGAAGUUGAUGGCAUUUCUUUCAGGUUUUGUAGGUUUGUUGUGAAGUAUAAUCUGCAAUAAAUACUUCAGGGCUUUUUGUAUGUCAAAUAAGAGUUUAGCGUAAACUUUACUCAGAAAGGAGAAAUAGGUUGUGAAAAACUGUGAGCUUAGAUUGUGUUUUGGGACGAGGAAGUUUCUAUCACACAGUUGGAGUGUCUUUUUUGCUACUGUUCGGAGUAUUUAAUCUUUUUGUGAUUAAUAGCUUGUUUUCCUUCUGUAGGUUUUUGGCAAAAAAAAAACCCCAAACUAUUGUUCUCCAAGAAGAUUAGGAAUUAGCCAUAGCAGUCAUUCUGUUCAAUAUUUCUGCCUCAAAACAAUUCUGAUAGAAGUAUGUACUUUCUUGGAUGUGUUAGUUUUACGUUUUUGACAGUGUCUGUUGAAAGCCUAGUGCUCUUAAGAAAAUUAGUAGCUAAGAUUCAGACGCUUAGAUCUGUGUGAACAUAGAGAUCACUGUUUUCUGUUCUACAGGGUUUUCCUUGCUGCCACACUGAAAGAGGAGUGAUAUUUUUUGCCUGUGUGAAGGCAGACAGAUGCAUUCUGAAACCAAGCGACUGUCUAAGACUCUUUUUCCCUGUUGUACUACUCCAUUGUAUAUUGUCCUGAAUCUUUCAAGUCACAUAGAGUCCUUCCUAUGUGAGUAAAAGGGACCAGCCAGGUUCUGCUUAUAGUUAAAGAAGGACAAGGAUGUUAAGGUUAAUCAGAAAUGAUACAGAAAUGUAUCAUGUUCAUAUGGGAAACUAUUUGGCGUGGCAGAUGAUGACAUGUAAUGGAAAGUGUUAUUCUGUAAGCUGAAAAUCAAGCACAGGAGUACAAGUACUUUGUGCUAUACAGCAUACAUAUAUGUGCACAAUUGACCUCUUCUUGUAAUUAUCAUAAGAUUAAGUUUAUUUUUUAAUGAAAAAAAUCUGAACUGCAAUUAAAAAGGCACUGAAUUGUCACCACCCUCCCUGCAGGUUUGCCGCCUUUGUGCUGUCUGCUUCACAGGUAUCCAAUAGCACAAGGGUAGUUUACAUGUUUCAGUUGCUCAGUACCACUUGCAUGUUUGAUAGUUGUGAAGUAAAGGAGUUUUAGGGUACGCAAUGCACCAGAUUCUUUUGUAAGCUCUGACUGGCUGAAAACAUGAAGCCACAGUGAGAUAAGAAUGUGUUCCCUGCGUCAGCAAGCUCUGUUUUCUCCUGUCUCGUUUCCAGUAGUUGCUCAAAGUGGUAUUAAGAGAGCCUAGAAAUGGCAAGUGCAUGAUGGCAUUUCUGCCAGGGUACAGUCCAGGAGCCUGCAGUGUGAGGCCUUCUUGGGACAGAGAAUAUGGAAAUACCUUUCCAGCUACAGCUAGUUGGCCUUGCUUUUGCAGUUCUGUAGUACCGAGUAUCAGGGCCAUGUGGUUUGGAAGCUGUCAGGUAGUAUUUAUCUAUGCAUUUUCACUUAACUAUUAAAUGAGUUUAAAUUCAUAAAUUGGUAUUCUUGUGAUGAAGUAAUUGGUUUGCCUAAGCUUCUGGAUACUCAUGUAUAGCACUUUGACACACCAUAUCAAAGUCCCUAACAUUUACAGGCUCAAAAUCAUUUAAUAUUCGUGCCUUUGCGAGACAUAUCAGCUAUGCACUGUAGAAAUUUUCACCACUUCACGCUCCUUUCAGAUGUGUUUUUUCUCCUGUUGUGACUGCUUGGCAUUCUUCCCAUCUCCUAAAGAUGAUUUGGGAGAUGAUGAAAUAUCAGACUGCUAAACACUAUAUCCUGUGUAAGAGAAACUAUAUCACAAACUUUGGCCUAAUACCUGAUAACAUUUCUAAGAACUUAUUUAAUUCUCAUUUUUGCAUGUACAUUGUAACUUUUUAUUAUCAAAUCUGCAGUAACUUUUUAUUAUCAAAUCUGCAAUUAACAGUGAAUUAUUGUGGUAAUACUGCAUGCUAGAACAGAAGCAUCAAAUGUUCUGCUUUUAUGCUUUUUCCACAUAGAUCAUUAAUGCAGUUUUAAAAAAUCAUUCUUUUUAAAUCUAGUGACAGUUGUGUAAGCAAGCUCAUAGUGUCCCAGUUGCUUAGAACACACGUGCCUAUUUGUGUGUAGUCCUUCACUAGUUCAUACUGAAGGAAAGUAAACUUGGAUAUGGAGAGCUGUUUCUUCUUAAGGGUAGAAACAAAUGGUUGCUUUGAAGUGAUACCACGUAAACAGUUUAGUGUUAAUAACAAGAUCUGUUGUGCUUGGUUCAAAGUAGUAGUUUUAGCGUAACUUUGUAAAACCUCACCAAAACAACAAACCAAACACAAAGCUCCUUUAAUCUUAAAGUGUCCUGCAUAGUUGUCUUUAAUGUGUUUUUUAAAAAAAAAAAAAAAAAAAAAAAACCCAGUCCUUUAAAUAUGAAACUGUUGUCUGUUAAUACACUUUCUAUAUUCUUUAAAAGGAUGCAAUCAUUGGAUUAGGUAGGGCCUCCAGGGAUCUACAGUUCAUUAUUCUCCAGAACUGCAUAGUUCUUCCUGUGCACUUAUCAGGCAAUUUAUUCCAGGGACUCUUUACCCCUAAAAAAGUAUUUUUUAAUCUUUAAUGCAAGUCUUCCUGACUUUAGAAACUUCAUUAUCCACAAUGGGCAUGCUCAGUGUAUUUUGGUUUUUGUCUGAAAUUUGUAACUAAACUAUUUGUAUAUACUGUAAAUUUUAAAUCUUUCUACAUUGAAUUAAAAAAAAAACCUCCCAAGAC